Molecule: messenger RNA, 1425 nt
Organism: Ctenocephalides felis (cat flea)
Lineage: Eukaryota; Metazoa; Arthropoda; Insecta; Siphonaptera; Pulicidae
Product: zinc finger protein 664-like
Exons: 4
Coding region: 185-1345 (386 amino acids)
Biological process (GO): regulation of transcription by RNA polymerase II
Cellular component (GO): nucleus
Molecular function (GO): DNA-binding transcription factor activity, RNA polymerase II-specific; zinc ion binding; RNA polymerase II transcription regulatory region sequence-specific DNA binding
Source: RefSeq, a predicted model, not a curated record
UUUUGCUCUACCAUACUUUUAAGUGAUUUCAAAUUAAUAUUUAUAUUUUAUUAAUAAUACGUAUGAUGUUUUUUACAUUUGUUUGAGAUUAAAAACAAAUGUAUCAUUUAGUAAAAUAAUUUUCAUUCACACGAGAACUUUUCGUGCGAAUAAGAAUCGUAAUCUUACAGUUUAUUUUAAAAAGAUGAAUAAAAUGAAGGAAAUAUGUAGAACUUGUCUCUUAGAUACUGGUGAGAUGCGUUCCCUUUUUGCCACUGGAACGAUUUUGGGAGAAACGGCACAGUUAUUAGAUGUAAUAUUAACUUGCGCAAGUUUAAAGAUUGAAAAGGAUGAUGGAUUACCACAACAAAUAUGUGUGAAAUGUAUUCAGCAAGUCAGUCGAGCAUUUUCAUUCCGAAGACAAUGUGAACGAAAUCAAGAUAUUUUAUUAGAACAGUUAAAGGAAAGCCUUAAAAAAGAGCCUAAUAAUGAUGGUGAUUUAAAUCAAGAUUUAGCCAGCAAUGAUAUGAUUGAAGAAAUAGUUGUAGAAUCUACAAAUGAAAGUGUGAAAUCAGAGCUUGAGUCUGAUAUAGAAAAUUCUGUUGAAAAGCCUGUUCCAAUAAUAGUUACCAAAAUAAAUAAAGUACCUGUCAGUACCUCAGUACUCAGUAAAAAUGUAGUAAAUAAUUCACAUAAAUGCAAAACCUGUGGAAAAUCAUUUAAAAGGCUUUCUAGCUUUAGGAUACAUUUUUUGCAAAAACAUCGUGUUAUAACUAAUAAGUUAAAAUGUACAAUAUGUGAAAAGGUUUGUAGAACAGAAGAACAAAUGAAACGUCAUAUGAACGUGCAUGAGACUGGAAAACCUUUUAAAUGUGAAACUUGUUCUAAAUCUUUUCAACAACGUGCUGCUUACGUUGCUCACACUUACUCACAUACAGGAGAGCGACCAUUCUUAUGUACUGAAUGUGGAAAAUCAUUUAAACAAAAUAGUGAAUUAAAAAUUCAUAUGAGAAUGCAUCUUGACCUUAGGCCCUACACUUGUACUGUUUGUGGAAAAGCCUAUCGUAACAGUAGUCUGUUUUCUAUUCACAAACGGGUUCAUAGUGGUGAACGACCCUUUGCUUGUACUUACUGUGAUAAGAAAUUCAUUUCUAGUAGUUGUCUUAAAAAUCAUGUUAUGAUACAUACGGGGGAAAAGCCUUAUACCUGUGAUUAUUGUGGUCGCUCGUUCAAUAGAUCAAAUGCUUUGAACAUUCAUCGGAAAAUCCAUACAGGAGAGAGGCCUCAUGUUUGUACGGUAUGUGGAAAAGGCUUUAUACAAGCACAUUGUUUGCAGUCUCAUAUGAAAACUCAUAAAGCUGUUUGAAGCAAAAUGGCAGCAUUCUAUAUAUAUUAUUUUAUACAUGUAAUUAAAUCUACUACUAUUUAUUUAGAUCAUAAAAAUUA